Molecule: messenger RNA, 2157 nt
Organism: Penicillium chermesinum
Lineage: Eukaryota; Fungi; Ascomycota; Eurotiomycetes; Eurotiales; Aspergillaceae
Product: oligopeptidase family protein
Exons: 2
Coding region: 1-2157 (718 amino acids)
Biological process (GO): proteolysis
Molecular function (GO): serine-type endopeptidase activity
Source: RefSeq, a predicted model, not a curated record
AUGGCCAUUCGCUCAGUCAAGUUCACGCCUGAGGUCCUUCUUGGGGCUCCCAGAAGGUCCUCAGCUGUUCCCAAUGCUGCCGGUACCCUCGCAGUCUACACACAAACAUCAUACUCCUUCGAAUCGCAUUCCAAGACGAGUGAAGUUCGAGUACUUGAUAUCGCAUCCGGUCGUUCUGCCCUGAUCACAAAUGAUGCUGGUGCGAGCAACCCCCAGUGGCUGGGAAGCGGUGACGAGCUGGUCUGGCUUAAGUCCAAGGCCAAUGGAAAUACAAGUUUCAUUAUCGGCAAUGCACGGGAAGCCGACGAUACUUACACUGCCGGUACUGUGCCAGGCCCAGUAUCAGAUCUGAAAGUGACCCUCAUCGAGCCGGGCAAGAUCGGCUUCGCCGUCAGCGGCAAGGCAAACCCGGACGGUUCUCUGUACAACCCUCACGAUGCGAAGAAGCCACCCACAACGGGCCGCCUCUACACGUCUCUCUUCGUACGACACUGGGACACUUAUAUUGAGCCUCAAAAGAACGCCAUCUGGUAUGGUUUGCUCGAGCAGGCGCCCUUGUCUCCUGCCCGCCGUUUGGCAGGAAGGUAUUCUCUCUCGGGCCUUACCAACUUGAUUCAAGUGUCUGGCUUGGCAGGAGUGGAGUCCCCUAUCCCACCUUUUGGCGGGACCGGGGAUUUUGAUAUUAGCCCUUCGGCGAUUGUCUUUAUCUCCAAGGACCCAGGUCUGAACCCUGCCUUACACACAUCCUGCUCGUGCUAUUAUGCGCCUAUGUUCUCUUGGACUAGCUUGAGUGCACCCGAGGUCAAGUCAUGCAAGGUCACUUCUUUGCAGGGCGCUAUGUCGUCUCCCGUCCUAUCUUCAGACGGAAGCUCUAUCGCACUCUUGGCUAUGAAGGAAGAUGGAUACGAGUCUGACAAAAAUCGUAUCCUGUACGUCCCGAACCCAUGGAGCGGCGAGAUGAUUGAAGUUUUCGAGUCUGCAGACGGCAAGGGUUCGUGGGAUCUGAGUCCUUCAUCUGUAAAAUUUUCGCACGAUGAUAAAUCGCUGUUUAUUCAGGCUGAAGAAAUCGGGCGUGGUGUCCUGUAUCAGCUCCCCCUGCAAGACAUCAAGAGUGCCAAGCCCGACUCACUGAAGAAGCUCACUCACAAUGGCUACAUUUCCGAUUUGGCGCCUGCGGCUUUGGGAUCUUCAAAGCUGCUUGUCACUGCCAGUUCCCUGGUAGAUAACAGCGUGUGGUCCAUCCUGGACCCCUCCAAGCCCGAAGAAAUCUACCCCGUAUCAUCUAUUGGGCGCGGAGGUGCGACUUUUGGCCUUUCUUACUCUCAGGUUGAUGAAAUCUGGUUCCCCGGCGCCGAGGAUCACCCUGUGCAUGCCUGGGUUGUGAAACCAUCGAAUUUCAAGCCGGGUGAAAAAUAUCCGCUGGCCUAUUUGAUCCACGGUGGUCCGCAAGGAGCGUGGAAUGACCAGUGGAGCACUCGAUGGAACCCGGCAGUGUUUGCAGAGCAGGGCUACGUGGUGAUCACGCCCAACCCGACUGGCAGUACUGGAUACGGGCAAGAAUUCACCGAUGCCAUUCAAACCCAGUGGGGUGGCAAGCCGUAUGAAGAUAUUGUCAAAGGGUUCGAGUAUAUUGAGCAGAACUUAGAUUACGUGGACACUGACCGAGCUGUCGCACUGGGUGCCUCUUACGGAGGGUUCAUGGUGAAUUGGAUUCAAGGCCACGAUCUCGGCCGCAGAUUCAAAGCUUUGGUUACCCACGAUGGCAUUUUCAGUAUGACUUCGCAGCUUUCCAGCGAAGAGCUAUAUUUUUUCAACCAUGACCUGAAAGGCCCUCUCUGGAAGGUGCCUCAGAACUGGGCUGAAUGGGAUCCGUCUCGCCAUCUCGACAAGUGGGCCACGCCUCACCUCAUCAUUCAUAAUGAGCUGGACUACCGUCUGCCUAUUUCCGAAGGUCUGGCCGCUUUCAAUGUCUUGCAGAUGCGUGGUAUUGAUAGCGCCUUUUUGACGUUCCCCGAUGAGAACCACUGGGUCCUCAACCCAGAAAAUUCUCUUCUGUGGCACCACACCGUGCUGAAUUUCAUUAACAGACAUGUCGGCCUUCCUCCUACGACUGAAGAGCCUAGCCUUCCUUCAAGCAUGAACAAGAUGGUUCUCUAA